UCUUCCCGCGUGGAGACCGUCCAUCCAAUCAGACGCGCCAACCUCGCGCCGGGGGCGGGGCUUCCACAGCCUGGCGGAAGUCUCUCCUGAGCCAGGUUUCUUCCAGGCGUCGUGGGAGGCGUUUCCACGUUGUGUUUCUUGUCCCGGGUCUGUGGAGAUUGAGUCCCGGUCUCCGUGUUUCUGCGCCUCGGGGUGUGCGGAGACCCACGAGGACGCCAGAUGCCCGGACAGCAGGAAAUGGGGUCCUUGUCAUUUGAGGACGUGUCUGUGGGCUUCACCUGGGAGGAGUGGCAGGAGCUGGAUGCUGCCCAGAGGACCCUCUACAGGGAUGUGAUGCUGGAGAACUACAGCAGCCUGCUGUUCUUGGGAUGUUGCAUGGCCAAGUCUGAGUUGAUCAUCAAGUUGGAGCAUGGAUUUGGGCCAUGGAGGGUAACAGAAACCUCAGUCUGGAGCCCACCAGAUGUUCCUAAAGUUGCUGGCCCAGUUGACACCAUCCAGAAUAAUCAGAAGAACCAUUUGUGUCAAGGUAGAAUCAUCAACAGCAAGACAUUAAAUGACAAAAUGUUUGAAUCUGAACUAAGCCUAUACCAGAAAAUCUACCAAGAAACAAAAUGGAAUAAAGGUAAAGCGUGUAUGAAGAUGUGUUUCCAGGAGUCACAGCACACAAGUAACAUGUGUCAAACAUGCAAAAAAUCUUCAUACCACAUCUGUAUUCACACUAAAUGUCAGACAAGGGAGAAUAAUGAGUAUGACUGUAAGGAACACAGAAAAAUGUUCUUCAAUUCAAGCCACACAGUUCCUUGACUCACACAAGAGAAAAGCCAUAUG
Jaculus jaculus (lesser Egyptian jerboa) is the source of this 828-nucleotide messenger RNA. Its product is annotated as zinc finger protein 809-like. The coding region runs from base 220 to 804 and encodes 194 amino acids. NCBI's taxonomy places the organism in Eukaryota, Metazoa, Chordata, Mammalia, Rodentia, Dipodidae. The transcript has 5 exons. The record is from RefSeq and is a predicted model, not a curated record. Gene Ontology annotation, biological process: regulation of DNA-templated transcription.